CAGACAUUUUCAGUGGCCGAAACCGUGCUUGCGAACUUCGACUGUUGAUCUAACCUGAAGGUAAACGGGAAGGGAAGCGCCCAAGCUACCCGGAGAAGUGGUGCUCUAUUUUCGAUUCGGAUCGAUCAGCGAAACGCCAAACCCCCUCCAACAAAUUGCUUGCGUAAUGGCAAGCUCAAGAGCAGUGCGGCCGUCGCUGGCAGCCAUCCUCCUGCCUUCUUCCCGACCGACGUCUUCUUCAACAGCCGCAGCCGCGCUCUUACUGCCUCGGAAAACUCAGCAAAAUGGCAAUCAAGUGUCUCGCUUCUCCACCUCCCCCACCCUCCUGAAGCGUCACACGUACGCGGGCGCCCGGAAAACGCGCGACAACAACAAGCACAGGGGCGAAUCGACCAUCCGCCGUACUGGCCCUCGCUGGCGCCUGUCAGUUUCAGACGAGCCUCUUCCCCGUCCCGUGGCGCCCAAGGACUUGCCCCAGGUCGAAACAGACCCGAACCAUGGCCUGUGGGACUUCUUCUACGACAAGACCACCACCGUGAAUCCCCCAACCCAGGACUCGCAGCAUGGGAGACCGUGGUCUGUAGAGGAGCUGCGGCAUAAGUCCUGGGACGACCUGCACAAGUUGUGGUGGGUGUGCGUCAAGGAGAGAAACAGGAUUGCUACCUCUUCGUACGAGAGGGAGAAGCUCAGCCUUGGGUUCGGAGCCGCAGAGGCCCAGAAGAGGGACGCAAUGGUGCGAAUGACCAUGCGAGCCAUCAAGCACACGUUGACGGAGCGGUUCUAUGUUUGGGAAGACGCGGUGAAGCUGGCGGAGGAGGACCCGGAGGUCGAUCUCUCUGGGAACGGCAACGCUUAUACGCCGAUGGAGUACCUGGAAGAGGAGGAGGAAGGGGAAGGGGAGAGGGACUUGCAUGGCAGCCGAGGGAGUGAGGAACAGCAAUUGGCCGAUCAAGACAAGGAGAAGGCAUCAGAAGUAGAUCCCUCAGCACUACCUGCUAGUCAGACACCCCGAGACUCGGCAAGGGUAUAGGCAAGGAAAGGUCAAAACGGCAGACGGCAUGGCUAACACCAGCGCCAUUGUAUAAUCCCCAAGGCAGCUAUCCAGACUGCCAAGUGUACAAAGAAAUAUUGUAUGUCACGCUUGUAAUAUGAUAGA
Molecule: messenger RNA, 1156 nt
Organism: Phialemonium atrogriseum
Lineage: Eukaryota; Fungi; Ascomycota; Sordariomycetes; Cephalothecales; Cephalothecaceae
Product: mitochondrial 39-S ribosomal protein L47 (MRP-L47)-domain-containing protein
Exons: 2
Coding region: 167-1030 (287 amino acids)
Biological process (GO): mitochondrial translation
Cellular component (GO): mitochondrial large ribosomal subunit; mitochondrial ribosome
Molecular function (GO): structural constituent of ribosome
Source: RefSeq, a predicted model, not a curated record